AUGACCGCACCUAGAGUUGCAUGGAUAGGCCUCGGCAACAUCGGCCGAGGCAUGAGCCAAAACAUCUCCCAAAAGGGCCCCCAAACCGAACCCCUCCUCCUCUACAACCGCACAACCGCCCGAGCAACAUCCCACGCCUCAAAACUCCCCAACACCAAAGCCGUAACAACCCUCACAGAAGCCGUAUCUCAAUCCGAUGUGAUCUUCACCUGCGUUGGCGACGACGCUGCCCUAAACUCAAUCGUCACGGCAAUCCUUUCAGACCCCACAAUCCCCCAAGACCUAUCAGACAAGACCUUCAUCGACUGCUCAACCGUGCAUCCUGAUACAUCGCGAGCUACCGAAACAGCGAUCAACGCACGUGGAGCUGGAUUCGUCGCGUGUCCAGUAUUCGGGGCACCGAAUAUGGCCGAUGCGGGACAACUUAUUGUUGUUCCAGCGGGUAAGCGAGCAGCUAUUGAGAAAGUGCGGCCGUUUUUCGAUGGGGUUGUGGCUAAGAAGACGAUUGAUCUUUCGGCGGGGAGUGGAGGGGAUAUUGAUGUUGGACGGGCGUCUACGCUGAAAGUACUGGGUAACACGUUCAUUCUUAAUACUGUCGGUGUUCUUGCCGAGGCGCUUGUUGCUGCUGAGGCGUCUGGGCUUGGGGUUGAGCCGUUGCAGGAAUGGUUAGGGCUUUUUGCGCCAGGGCCGUUUGCUAAUUAUGCGGAGAGGAUGGUUGGUGGGGAUUAUUGUACCCGGGAGGAGCCGCUGUUUGCGGUUGAUCUUGCUAGGAAGGAUUUGGGGCAUGCUUAUGGGAUUGCGAAGGAAGGGGGUCUGCAGAUGAAGAAUGUUGAGGUUAUGGAUGGGCUUCUGGAGGUAGUUAAGGAGGAGAAGGGGGCUAAGGGAGAUGUUGCUGCUGUGUAUGGGGCUGUUAGAAAAGGAGCAGGUAUGGAAUUUGGGAAUCAAUAA
Messenger RNA from Penicillium robsamsonii, 948 nucleotides. RefSeq names its product NAD(P)-dependent oxidoreductase. Gene Ontology annotation, molecular function: NADP binding; oxidoreductase activity, acting on the CH-OH group of donors, NAD or NADP as acceptor; NAD binding. Lineage: Eukaryota; Fungi; Ascomycota; Eurotiomycetes; Eurotiales; Aspergillaceae. The record is from RefSeq and is a predicted model, not a curated record. The coding region runs from base 1 to 948 and encodes 315 amino acids. The transcript has 2 exons.